Molecule: messenger RNA, 999 nt
Organism: Sordaria macrospora k-hell
Lineage: Eukaryota; Fungi; Ascomycota; Sordariomycetes; Sordariales; Sordariaceae
Source: RefSeq, a predicted model, not a curated record
AUGUGGAAAUCCGAAGCACUCCAAAACAGCACCCCCUCCGAUCUCAUUAUUAUAGACAACAACUACCUCUCCCGAAUCCGGUACCGACAAGAGACCUUGUCGCUGCAUGCAGAUGAAGUGAUGGGUGUUUUGCCUGAAGGUCGUGAGGCUGUUAGGGAGUUGUACACUUAUUUGCUGGGGGAGUAUUUGCCGGUUAGGUAUCCGGGGAUGUUUCGGGUUGUUUCGGGCACUGGUGAGGAUGAGGGUGAAGAGACAGGGAAGACGUUCCAGAACCUCAUCACCAACGCUUCCUUUCGGCUAUUCCCGCCUCCUUCAGACCCGCUGGACUGUUUAAGGGUAAUAGCGCAGACGGUGGAAGAUGAUUUCUUCCUUUUGCUUCCCUUUCCCUGUUCUUCCCCCCCUUCUGUCCCUUCCGCUUCUUCUCCUGCCUCACUAUCCUCACCAUCCUGCACAUCCCCAACCAACCCCAGCCCCAACUCCCCCAGCGAUACCACCACCCCUAAUACCAGCACGCAAACACAACAUUACUGCGUCGCCUUCCUCAACAUCCACCCCUCAGGCUUCACCCCCCUCUCAAACUCGUUACAUUCGGAGCUGUACUCGCCUAGUGGGAACCAUGUACAUCAGGAGGAUUUGGACUCGGGGAGGGUGGCGAUGGAGGAGGUGAAACCUGAGGAUUUUGGGGAUACAGAAGCGGAGGAGGCGAGGUUGAGGGUUGAAUUGCAGGGAUGUUGGAGGUUGAGAGAGACAAAGGCAGUGGUUUUUGGGUUUAAAACUUAUUUGUAUGGACUUAAAGAGGUGAAGGGGGAGGUGGUGGAUGUGGAAAUGGAGGGAGAUGGGAAGGGUAAUGGGGGAAAGGGGAACACGGAAAAGAUGAAAAUGGGAGAAGCAUUGGCGCAGGCUAUUGAAGGAUUGGGAGAGGGGAACGCACCGGGGAUGUGGAGGUAUAAGGGGGCUGUGAGAUGGGGAGGGGCGGUGGUUAGGUGGUUGAGGAGUUGA